Messenger RNA from Eruca vesicaria subsp. sativa (arugula), 1119 nucleotides. Lineage: Eukaryota; Viridiplantae; Streptophyta; Magnoliopsida; Brassicales; Brassicaceae. The record is from the annotation of a GenBank genome assembly.
CCAAGAUCAAUUUUCCCCCAAAAUAACAAAAUGCCAACAGACAACGAUGCGAGACCUCUGCUUUUAACCGGAGGAGGAAGGAGUUCGACGAGGAGACAAGGGCUGAGAGAAGCGGCGAGGUUACUAAGACAUGCAAGCAGCGGGAGGAGGAUGACGACGAUGAUCAGAGAGCCGUCGAUGCUGGUUCGUGAAUCAGCGGCUGAGCAGCUCGAGGAGAGGCAAAGCGAUUGGGCUUACUCGAAGCCCGUUGUGGUUCUUGAUUUCGUCUGGAACCUCGCUUUCGUGGCCGUUGCUACGGCUGUUCUCGUGCUUAGCGGCGCUGAGAAGCCCAAUACGCCCCUUAGGGUUUGGAUUGUUGGGUAUGGGUUGCAAUGUGUGAUGCAUAUGGUCUGUGUUUGCGUUGAGUAUCGUAGGAGGAGUACGAGGAGGAGAAGUAGUAGGAGUUCAAGCUCUUCUUCUUCUAUGGAGGAUCAUUACUUGUUGGGCCUAGGACAAUUAGAUACUGAACGCAAAAGUUUUACUAAGCAUUUGGAGUCUGCAAAUACUAUGUUCUCGUUUAUAUGGUGGAUCAUUGGAUUCUACUGGGUAUCUUCUGGUGGCCAAGAGUUAGCACAAGGGUCCCCUCAGCUUUACUGGUUGUGUAUAGUCUUUCUUGGUUUCGAUGUGUUCUUUGUGGUUUUCUGCGUUGCACUGGCUUGUCUUAUCGGCAUUGCUGUUUGCUGCUGUUUGCCUUGCAUCAUUGCGGUUCUUUAUGCAGUGGCAGAACAGGAAGGAGCUUCUAAAGAAGACAUUGACCAACUUACUAAGUUCAAAUUCCGAAAGGUUGGUGAGUCUGAGAAACAUUCUGUUGAUGAAGUACAACCACAAGGAGAUUCAGGCGGAGUUAUGACUGAAUGUGGUACUGAUUCACCCCUCCAACACACUCUUCCUCAUGAGGAUGCAGAAUGCUGCAUUUGUCUUUCGGCUUAUGAAAACGAAACAGAGCUAAGGGAACUUCCUUGUGGCCACCAUUUCCAUUGUAGCUGUGUGGACAAAUGGCUGUACAUAAACGCUACUUGUCCUCUCUGCAAAUACAACAUCCUCAAGGAUAGCAACUAUGAAGAUGGCGAGGAAGUCUAG